Molecule: messenger RNA, 1071 nt
Organism: Cylindrotheca closterium
Lineage: Eukaryota; Bacillariophyta; Bacillariophyceae; Bacillariales; Bacillariaceae
Source: the annotation of a GenBank genome assembly
AUGGGGAAAUCAUCGCAAAACAAUCUCGUAGCACAAAAGAUUGCGGCUCGAGUGGCCGAACGAGAUUCUUGGUCCACCUGGCAUACCGCCACACCUUCCGAAGUCUUUGGGAUGCUACGCAAACUGGGCUUUAGCAAGUCUCCCAUACCUCCACCAGCCGAGCUGGACAAGACCUUUCCCGUCCAAACACUGGAUUGGGAGUUGAUCAAGACCAUGCCUCCCCAAAAAAUGGCGGUCACCUGGAUUGGUCAUGCCACGUGCUUGGUGCAAUUGGACGGAUUCAACAUUUUGACGGAUCCUAUAUUCUCCAAACGUUGUGCUCCGACUCAAUUUGCGGGUCCCGCACGAUACCGUCCCACCCCCUGUUCCAUUCCAGAACUUUUGGAGCAAGUGACCUUGGAUGUGGUGGCGAUUAGUCACAAUCACUACGAUCAUUUGGACUACAAUUCCAUCAAGGCAUUGGUCCAGCAUGCUCCAAACCCGCUAGUCUUUGUAGUACCCUUGGGACUCAAGAGUUGGCUUCAGUCCAAUAUUUCCAAGAUUGAAGAGAAGCAUCAAAUUAUCGAAUUGGAUUGGCACGAAUCCCACACCCUGAACAAAAAUGAGAAUGGCAAUAGUUUGGAGGUCAUGCCUGUCCCCAUGCAGCAUUGGGGUAGUCGAGCUGGCUUUGAUCGAGAUACAACACUAUGGUGCGGGUUUUCUUUAAAAUCUUCGAGUAAGAACCAAUCGGCUCUCUUUUGUGGAGAUACGGGGUGGUUCGAAGAGGUGAAAGAGAUUGGCGACAAGUAUGGGCCCUAUGAUUUGGCCAUGAUACCCAUUGGAGCCUACGAUCCCUAUGACUUUAUGCGCCCACAACAUAACAAUCCAGAAGAUGCUGUCAAAAUGUUCAAUGCCCUACAAGUCAAGACGAGAGCCGUGCCCAUUCAUUGGGGGACCUUUCAAUUGACACGAGAACCAAUCAUGGAACCAAGAGAACGACUGGUAGCAUGUCUCGAAAAGGAAGGAAUCGAUAAGAACAAGUUUGCGCCAUGGCUGAUUGGUGAAACUGUAGUGCUGGAUCCAUCCGUCUAA